AUGUCGAAUAUUGUUCACGAUCAAGAAGUCGAAGAGUGCCUUGAAGACUUAUUGAAGAAAGUUGUGGAAAAUUUAGAAGUGGAAGAAGAGGAAGAGGAAGAAGAAGAGGAAAAUGACGAAAGUGAAGAAUUCAAUCAACAGUGGCCGGUACAAGUGGGAGGUUCAUUGAAAGUUUUGAACGAGCGUCAUGGCGGAACUGAUGAAAGAUUUGGCAAAGGAGCAAAUAUCAGUGUUACAUUGGAUGUUGAAAUUCCAAAGGAAAUCACGACAAGUCCCAAUGCUCCUGAAUUAUUUGGCGACGCCGUGGUCAGACGGAUUCAACAAUAUGCGCCGCCAACCUCAUCACAAACCGUUCCAAAAAUGGGUCUCAUCUUUGAAGCUGAAGAAAUACCAAAGUCCGUUGGUUUUGCUUUCAAAAAUCGUGUCACUUUGCACACAUUUUUUUCUUAUACCAUCUGCGUCUCUCUCUCUCACUACUAUAAAUUGUGCUCUCUCGCCCUUCUCUAA
Molecule: messenger RNA, 507 nt
Organism: Caenorhabditis remanei
Lineage: Eukaryota; Metazoa; Nematoda; Chromadorea; Rhabditida; Rhabditidae
Exons: 2
Coding region: 1-507 (168 amino acids)
Source: RefSeq, a predicted model, not a curated record